Messenger RNA from Aspergillus novofumigatus IBT 16806, 4770 nucleotides. RefSeq lists its product as uncharacterized. Gene Ontology annotation, biological process: nucleoside metabolic process. Gene Ontology annotation, molecular function: catalytic activity. Lineage: Eukaryota; Fungi; Ascomycota; Eurotiomycetes; Eurotiales; Aspergillaceae. The transcript has 4 exons. The record is from RefSeq and is a predicted model, not a curated record. The coding region runs from base 1 to 4770 and encodes 1589 amino acids.
AUGGAAACCAAGGCAAAACGUCUAUCUCGUGAUGCAUAUACGGUGGCUCUGCUCACUCCCCUCGAGAUUGAGUUGAGUGCAGUGAGAUAUAUGCUGGACGAAGAACAUCAGCCACUACCGAGCGCCCGCGGGGACCCAAAUUACUACGUUCUGGGACGGCUCUGUCAGCACAAUGUUGUGAUCGCGUCCUUGCCUGCCGGCUAUCAAGGUACAGUCUCCGCUGCGGUCGUCGCACGAGAUUUAGCGCGCACCUUCCCGUCGGUCACGCUGCGAUUGCUCGUAGGCAUUGGAGGUGGCGUGCCCAGCGACACUACCGAUAUUCGUCUGGGAGACGUGGUGGUCAGUGUUCCAUCUGGAACUCAGGGUGGUGUGGUGCAAUACGAUCUGGGAAAGCAGACUACAACUGGCUUUCAACGCAAAGGAUUCUUGUGUCCCCCGCCCAAUGAAUGGCUGGCGAUUCUCCCGAGAAUGCAAUCUGAUCACCGCGUGCGGUCCAACAUGGUCUCAAGUCACAUCGGAGAUAUGCUGAGAAGAUUUCCAGCACUGUCCGAGUAUGAGAGACCAUCGCCUGAGAUGGACAUUUUGUUCAAGUCCGACUACGACCAUCGCAUGGAUCAGCCGACUUGCCAGUCCUGCGAUACACAAAUGGCAGUUCCCCGGCAGAAACGCAGCGCUCCUGAUCGACCUUUCAUUCAUUACGGGGUCAUCGCAUCAGGGGAUCGCGUGAUGAAGAAUGCGAAGGAGCGGGACAUGAUCAGUAAAAGUAGCGAGGGCGCUAUCUGUUUUGAGAUGGAGGCAGCAGGCCUUAUGAACGAUUUCCGCUGCAUUGUUAUUUGUGGAAUCUCCAACUAUGCGGACUCGCACAAAAACAACGUUUGGCACCCCUAUGCCGCUGCAGCUGCCGCGGGUCUUGCAAAGGAGCUCCUUUCAUAUCUGGAGAUAUCAGACCCCACCAUUCAAUCUUCUCGUGCAACUGCUGCCUUGAAGGCUUUCUACACUGAAGGGAAGCGGCUGAAUAUAGAGCGUAUUUCGGGUCAACUACUCCCAAUGAGUCGCUGUUAUAUCAAUCUGGCGGUGGUGAAGGGCUCACUAGAGGUCGACGAGAACCAUCAGUCAUUCUCUCCUACGUCACGCCUCAAGGUGCAAGCAGAUGAGGACACAGACAUCAUCCCGUUGCCAUCAUUAUUUGAACCACGCACCGGAUCAUCUCAGGCGCCUUCGGUACCCAGACGCAUUCUGAUAGAAGGGCGGGCCGGAGUAGGAAAGACGACUCUCUGCAAGAAGAUCGUUUAUGACCACCUCCACCAUCAAAUGUGGAACCACCUGUUCGACUUGGUAUUGUGGGUUCCAUUGCGCAAGCUGCGGCGAAGAGCGGAAACGACCGCUGCGUACAACUUGGAGAGUAUGUUUUAUGACGAAUAUUUCUCUCAACAACCUGAUGGCAAAGUCCUAGCACGAGAAUUGUGGCAGGCUGUCAACGAUCCCUCCCUUAGUAACCGAAUACUGUUCUUACUCGAUGGCCUCGAUGAAAUCUCCCGUGAAUGGGAUACAGACACGCCAAUGCACGAUUUUGUGUCCCAUCUACUGAAGCAACCGCAGGCCAUUAUCACGACAAGACCCCGCCCCUCGGAUCAAAUCGAUCUAGGGACUGUCGAUCUCGAACUAGAAACCAUAGGAUUUCUUCCUGACCAGGUAAACAACUACAUAAACCACCCGGAGAUUGUUCCUGACGGUGGGACUGCGAAGGAGAUUGAGUCAUUCUUGCAAAAGCAUACCCUUAUGCAAAGCCUCAUGCGGAUCCCUAUCCAGCUGGACGCAUUGUGCUAUAGUUGGGAGCGAGACUUGUUGGAAGGGAGGUCGCAGACAAUGACCAGCAUUUAUGAGGCAAUUGUGCUGAAGCUCUGGAGAAAGGAUAUCCUGCAGCUGGGCGUUCGAGAUAACCAAGGAACGAGGCUCACGGAGGGGAGAGUGAAAGACAUCUUCGAGUCUGACAUCGAGGAUUAUAUGUUCAAUGAGAUCAACCUAAUCGAGGGACUCGCCUUCCACGGGCUCACGAAUGAUAUUACCGAAUUUCGGUUGAAAGACCGAAAAUCGUUCUACUACCAUUUCAAACGGCACGGAGAGAAGCGUCCUCACGAUGGCGAACGUGUGCUUCGGAAGGUCUCAUUUCUGCGUACCUCCGACAACACGCUCCAGAGUCAUGAGCAAAGUUUUCAUUUCCUUCACUUGACCUUUCAAGAGUUCUUUGCAGCGAGAUAUUCUGUCAGGCACUGGCUACAGGACAAGCCUCUCCCGCUUUUUCGUGUGGGUCAACAAUCACCCAAGGACUCUUUAAUGGCACCCCGAUUAUUCCUUCAAGCAAAGAAAUAUGAUUUGCACUAUAAUAUCUAUUGGCUUUUUGUGGCAGGGCUUCUCCAAAACUGCUGGCAGUCAAAUGCUCCAAGCGGAGAGUUGGUGAGAGAUUUCUUCGAUCAACUAGACCGUGAGCCUCGCGACAUGGUGGGACCAGCCCACCAGCGUCUUACCAUGCAUUGCCUCAGUGAGGUAGCCCCCGCGAGCGAUGAUGAGGUCAUUUCGGAAAGGAGGACUUCGCUUGAGGAACGGCUGCUACAAUGGGUUGAGCUCGAGUGCAAACUUAGCUCAUACCCAGAAAUGGCCGCUGAGAUGGAAUGUCCAAGCCGCAUCAUCAUAAGACUACUCGGGCCGGGUUACGAAAGGCACCGCAAACAAAUUCUAGAGACCCUGUGUCGCAGAAAAGUACAAAUAUCCCAAGAUGUACUUGAUGCAGCGGCUGCGUUGCUCAAAAGAAAUGCACCUGGCAUAGUGAGACUAUGGGCAGUAGAUUUGAUAUCAAGAACGCCGGACAGGAUAACAGCAGAGAUCGAGAGAAUCCUAGUCGGAGACCUCCACCACGAAGGUUUUGCUCUCAGACGGUACACAGCCCGCGCAUUGUUUGAGAGGUUUCUCUCCCAAAAUGCCAUCCAGGAUCUGGUACUGCUGCUACGGCAUCGUAAUGAGAAUAUCAUUACGGAUAGUGUCGACGCCCUAAAAGCAGCGGUCGACCUUCCUGAGAUUGUUAUGCAGAAUCUGAUGUCACUCUUUCGCGAUGAUAAGAUUGUCUAUCCCAACGGCACGUCAGCGCCGCUUUUGGCACCUCAAAACAAAUUCUCAGAUAGCACUAUCCGGUCUCUCGGUACGCAUCUCAAGGAUAGCCUAAGCUGCGUACGCUACAGAGCGGCGGCCGCUUUAGAGGUCAAGAAAACUUUACUCCCUGAUUGGAUUAUUCAUAACCUGGUACAGCUCCUUGAAGAUAAGUCUUCAAUUGUACGGUCCGCCGCAUGCAAAGCACUGUGCGCCCAGAAAAGUCUUCCGAAGGAGGUUCUCUUUGAUAUCAUUCCCGUGCUCAAUAAAAGGGCAGAGUUUUCGAGAGAUGGCUUCCUCAACGACAAAACAGAGUAUGCAAUUAAGAUCUUGAGGAGCCAACCUGUUCCUCCGGAGGAUAUCAGACAUGCGCUAAGUCUUCUACUCAAGGCAGAGGCCUCUUGUACCAGGUUCGCUGCAGGCUGGGCCUUAGCAAGCCAGGACAACCUAUCAGACGAAACACUCAAUAGCAUGGGACUACUUCUCGAGGAACCCAAUGUUAAUCUGGAACAACUCAGACGCACAUUUCGGUUUUUCGAACAACAGAAAAGUCUUCGACAAAUCGGUCUGCGAGCGUUCCACCGACGUCUCAAAGAUCACAAUAGUGAAGUGCGAGAUUUGGCGGCUUACGAGCUUGGGGGUUGGCUGCCCCUCUCGGAUGAGAUUUUACAUGACUUAGUUUUAUGCCUCAAGGAUCCCGACACAAGAUGGUCUGCAGAAAUCACACUCGGGAAGCACUCGGCGAUCCCGGAUGAGAUUAUUCAAAGCUUUCAUGACCUUUUGAUGGAUGAAGACCCAGAGGUGCGUGACUCCGCGGCCGCGGCCCUGGACAGUCAAAAAGAGCUUCCAUCGAAGUUGCUCCAUUCCCUCGUAUUCGUGCUCAGUCAUUGCCAGGAUGGUUCUGCUUGCGCCGCAACCAACUGGCUCAAAAGGCAGCGCCGUCUUCCUGACGAUAUAACCAAAGCGUUGGCCAUGCUACGUGACGAUGAGCGCUGGGUGGUAAAAAAUAAUGCUAUGACUGUGUUGCUCGAGCAGUCGCACCUGGCAGAAAAUGUACUCCAUGACAUAGCCAUGCUACAGUUUUAUCCUCGCAUUAAAAACAGAUACGCUUGGUCUUCAAGGCUCAGUUCGAGGUCUGAUUUACCCCCUAAGACAGUCACAGCCCUGGCAGCUCUCCUUGAGAAAGACAAUCCCUCGCAUGUAGAGGAGGUUUUGAGAGUUCAAAGUUGCUUCUACCCUCUUUUACCGACGCUCAGCCGGCAGGCUCUGAAGAAUCUCUUGCGUUGUUGGAUACCCCUCGCCUUUGACACGCAGAUCUGCUGCUUUUUUGACAAAGGCAAGCUGAUCAUCGAUGGUCCGAAAGGGAGGUUUGAACUUGAUUUCGAGAGUGACCAGCAAAGAGAGCAGUUCAUUGAGGUCAUUCGACAGGUGCAGAUGGAUCUGGGAUUUCCUACCGCUGGCACAAGCUCUGAUGAACAGUCGCCGGAAUGUGCGCGGGGUGUGCAAUGGAACGUCCGAAUAUUAAACUGGGAAGUAAUAUCCGCGUCCUCGACUCUCCUCCAGACUCGGAUCCUCGUUCUUGCUACCAUUGCAAUUCUCAUUCAGCUGUUCCUCAUGGUCUUGAUGUAG